This is a messenger RNA of Drosophila bipectinata, 759 nucleotides long. RefSeq names its product glutathione S-transferase theta-1. Gene Ontology annotation, cellular component: cytoplasm. The record is from RefSeq and is a predicted model, not a curated record. Gene Ontology annotation, biological process: glutathione metabolic process. Gene Ontology annotation, molecular function: glutathione transferase activity. NCBI's taxonomy places the organism in Eukaryota, Metazoa, Arthropoda, Insecta, Diptera, Drosophilidae.
CUUAUUUAGUGUUCAGUUUAUCAACAUACACAGCGGGUGCCAAUUCUUGAGCAUUAUGUCCUCUCCAAUUAGGUUUUACUUCGAUUUGUUGUCACCUCCUUCCCGAGGACUGUGGCUAGCCUUGAAGUUCAGUCCAAAACCAAUCGAAUUCUGCCCCAUUGCCCUUCGUAAAUUCGAACAGUUGACCGAAGAGUACAAGAAGAUCAAUCGUUUCCAAAAGGUGCCUGCCAUAGUGGAUGGGGACUUUCACUUGGCUGAAACAAUUGCCAUUAUUCGUUAUCUCGCCGACAAAGGUCACUUUAGCGAACAGCUUUACCCGAAAUCCAUAGAGGCCCGUGCUCGAGUGGAUGAAUUCCUCGAGUGGCAACAUCUCAACAUUCGACUCGCUUGCUCAAUGUUCUUCCGGGAUGCUUGGCUAUUACCCAUCAAUGGUCUGGCGCCCAAACCGACAUCAGAGAAAAUUCAGGAGCUGAUUAGAACUGUGGAGGAGAAUCUGGUCCUCUUGGAAAUUUUCUGGCUUAGUGACGACUUCCUCGUGGGCAGUACACUGACCGUGGCGGAUCUUCUUUGUGCCUCCGAAAUAAAUCAACUGAAGAUUUGCCACUACAACGUCGAUGAGAAAGUGUUUCCAAAAGUUUUCAAGUGGCUGGAACGUGUUCGUCAGGCAACCAAUCCCUACCAUGAUGAAUCCCUGGCUUUUAUAAAUCACAAGGCCAAGCAGAACACUCUAGCUAAAUUAUAAAAUUAAAGUUUUAGUUU